AGUCAAAUCAGCGAAGAAGUCAGACGGCUAACAUGCUAGCACAACGGCGACAUUAGGACUGUUGUGAAAAAUAAACAGCAAACAUGGAUAAAAAGAAAUCUUUGGAUGUUGCUGCAUCAUCGUUAGUCGACCUGAAGGCUGAACUGUACAGAAAGCAGGAACAGUUCAAACGGGAAAAACUUGGUCAAGAAACUGCCGAUGAUCGACUCAAAGCUAAAUCUACCAACAAGAAACCAAACAUCUGGAGUAAACAAAACGCUGGAGUUUCAGCAAGAGCUGAGAAAGAUGCAGAGCAGCUGUCAGAGGAGAAGAUCAGCCUCGAUGCUUCCAGACACAAGCUGGAGGAAAAGGCCAGGCUCUAUGAGCAGAUGACAAAAGGAGAAUUUCCAGACGAAGAGACGGAGGCCCUGUACCUGGUUGACUUCACCCAGAAGAUUAUUGACAAAAGAAGAGGAACUCAACCACUGAAGGAGGUGAAAGAUGAAGAGGAAAGAGACCGUUUGUCACCAGUCCCCCCUCCUCAAAACCCAGAUGAGGAAUGGGUUGAUUACGUGGAUGCUUUGGGACGAUCUCGAAGAUGCAUGAAGAAAGACUUGCCCAGUUUUCAGACAAUGGACCAAGAGCUUAAAGGAAAGGGAAUGGUCAUGUCUCAGAAGACCUUACUGUCUGAGGACAUGCGUCGAGAGCUGCAGAGGCAGGAGUGGGAGAGGGAGGAAGAAGAAGCGAUGAAGAAGCCCGUUGGACCAAUUCAUUAUGAGGAUAUUAGAGCACAAGAGGCUCGAGACCUUGGUGUGGGCUACUACGCCUUCUCUCAGGAUCAAGAGCAACGCAGGAAGCAGAGAGAAACUCUGGACAUGCUCAGAGACCAGACUACAGACCAGCGGACUAAAAGAGAACGACUCAAGGAGAAGAGACAGUCCAUCCUUAAGGCCCGACUUGCCAAAGUAAGGCAGAGGAAGAUGAAGACGGCAAAACUGGAUGGCAAUGAGGAAGAGGAGAAAGAGGAGGAGAAUCAAGGAGAGGAUGAGGAGGGUGACACAAUUGGACCCAUCCCUCAACCAGAUGUGCCACCAGAGGCUAGCAUUCUUAAAAGGGUAGAAGUGGAAAUUCAGGAGAGGAGAGAUACCAAACCAGGAGUGCCUCACAUCAGAGAGUGGGACAGGGGCAAAGAGUAUAUGUUCAGUGAGUGGAAAACUCGUCGUCGGGAUGAGCGAGACUCAGAAUUUGCCCCUCCCUCUACAUACACUGGCGAGAAAAGAUGGAAACCAGCAAAGACGAAGAAUCAGGAGAAUAAAUCCAGCACGUCCUUCAAACCUGCAAAGUUUCCAGAAGGAACCGCAGAGAGCGAGGCUGAACCACAGUCUCAGUCUCCGUCUGUUCCUCCAACAUCCUCACAGCCUUCACAGCCCCCACCUGCAGAGACCUCCUCAUGUUCAGUUCCCCCUUUAAACCCCCAGUAUACCCCUCCUCCUCCCUUUUAUCCACUGUUUCCUCCUCUGCCUCCUUUUCAGUUUGCAGGUCCACCACACGUCCUUCCUCCAUUUCCCCCACAGUACCUGUACCAGUAUCCGCCACCGUUUCCACCCCCGCCUGCAGAUCAAAGUCAGACUCAGCAGCCGUCUGAAGGCGCUCCUCAGAGUUUAGAUGAAAUGCUUUCCUUCUACAGGAAGUCUACCUGAUGGCUUCAUUGUGACUGUAAACAUUUCUUUAGCGACUGUUAAUAUUUCUUUAGCAACAAUAGAAACAAAGUUUGAGCUUUAUGGAACAACAUUUAAUAAAU
This is a messenger RNA of Nematolebias whitei (Rio pearlfish), 1780 nucleotides long. It is a transcript of the gene ccdc174, whose product is annotated as coiled-coil domain containing 174. Lineage: Eukaryota; Metazoa; Chordata; Actinopteri; Cyprinodontiformes; Rivulidae. Bases 84 to 1679 code for a protein of 531 amino acids. The record is from RefSeq and is a predicted model, not a curated record. The transcript has 11 exons. Gene Ontology annotation, cellular component: nucleus.